Aphanomyces astaci is the source of this 1316-nucleotide messenger RNA. RefSeq lists its product as hypothetical. Lineage: Eukaryota; Oomycota; Saprolegniomycetes; Saprolegniales; Verrucalvaceae. The record is from RefSeq and is a predicted model, not a curated record. Bases 16 to 1230 code for a protein of 404 amino acids. The transcript has a single exon. Gene Ontology annotation, cellular component: membrane.
UUCAAAUCUCUCGGCAUGCCCCACCGACGCCAAUAUGGAGCGGUCGCGUUCGCGGCGGCGCUGCUCUUCGGCACGAGCACCAUGCACACGUCCAAGUUUGUGUACAGCAUUCAUAGCUUCGGCCUUGAAGAAGUCCCAAAGACCUUUGAGAAGCCUCUCAUGCAGACAUUCCUCAUGUUUGUCGCGAUGGCGCUCGCCCUUGUCGUGCACGCCGUGUCCCAGUGCUUCGUGCCCAAGGCAGACCGGUAUGUGUUCCGGUGGGCGUCCACACUCAAGCUGUGCGUUCCCGCAGUCGCGGACCUCAUCGCCACGGCCCUCGGCUGCGUCGCACUGCUCUACGUGAAUGUGAGCUUUUUCCAGUUGGCCAGAUGCACGAUCAUCAUCUACGUCGCGACUCUCAAAGUGAUGUUCCUCAAGUUUUCCAUGACGGGGUACAUGCGCUUUGGCAUUUUGAUCCAGUCCGUCGCCAUCGUGCUCAUCAGUGCGUCGUGCCUCGCCAGUGCAGACGACAUGAUCCGAACUCUGGUGGGUGUGGGAGUGCUCCUCUUGGCAUGUCUCACGUCUGCGAUGCAAUACGUAUUGGAAGAAGUGUUCAUGAAGAAACCGAUCAAGGCGGAAGGGGAAGAAGGAACGGACAUCGUCGUGGAGGUGCCGAACCCGCCGCUGGUCGUGGUCGGCAUGGAAGGAGUAUGGGGGACGCUGCUCAUGCUCUUGGUCGUGAUGCCCAUUGCAUAUGCGAUCCCCGGCGCCGACAACGGCCGCGUCGAAGACUUCUUCGACUCCAUCGAGAUGAUGCAGAACAGCGCCAAGCUGACGUAUUACUGCGUCCUAUAUGUGAUCUCCAUCACGGGGUUCAACGUCGCGUCCAUCUACGUGACGUUCUUCCUCGACUCCGUCUGGCGCUCCAUCCUCGUCAACUUCCGACCGGUCGCCAUUUGGGUCACAUCCCUCCUCUUCUACUACGUCUUCACCAACGGCACGUACGGCGAGACCUGGACGAACUGGAGUUGGCUGCAAUUGGGCGGGAUGCUCCUGCUGUUCUUCGGCACGGCCGUGUACAACGGCAACGCCAAGCUGCAUCGCUUCUUCUCGUAUUCAUCGGACACGAAGAAGGGUAGCAAGGACGACGAGCACGAGAAGACUGGCGUCGUGUCGGAUGAGAGCGACAGCGAUGGCGUCGUCGUGUCCGUCGCCGCGCCAUCGAUCGUCGUUGUCGUGGCGAAAGCUUGAAUCUCCCGCAUUAUUAUCACAAUUUAAUAUCAACGUCCAUGUUUUAUGGAUCUUCGAACGAACGGUUUUCCGGAUAAUGCAAUGCC